Molecule: messenger RNA, 5158 nt
Organism: Diprion similis
Lineage: Eukaryota; Metazoa; Arthropoda; Insecta; Hymenoptera; Diprionidae
Exons: 29
Coding region: 93-5057 (1654 amino acids)
Source: RefSeq, a predicted model, not a curated record
UACGAAGGUAAGAUACGACAGAAAUUCCUUACCACCGACGAGUGGGAACUGAAGUUAUAUCGAGCAACCGCAUCGGUAUUCACACCUUCACGAUGGACGUUCCGACGUGGUUGAACUCGUGUUACGUGCAAGCGGUCCUACGAAAAGCUGAGAAAGAUGAUUCCAUCGAAGUGACCAGUAUGACCGUGAAGCCAGCCACGGCCAAGGGUGACAAUUAUACGAGCGACAUGCAUCGCAUCACCCUGGUCUUCUCACGGACACUCGAAGAUCACCAAGUCACGGAGACGAGGUCUGUCAUUGCGAAACUAGCACCCCAGGGCGGUUCUCGGGAGGAAAUGAUAUCAGAGGGUGGAUUUUUCGCGGUAGAAAUGUCAAUGAUGUCAAAAACUCUGCCAAUUAUGCAGCAGAUUCUUACCAAGUCAGGCAAGACUGCGUCACUAGCGGCGCGGUGUCUGCAUGUCCAAUACGAGAAGCCAGUGCACCUGAUAGUCGAAGACCUUGCACCCGCCGGAUUCAGAAUGGCUGAUCGCCAGAAAGGUCUUGAUCUGGACCACUGUUUACUCGCAAUUCGGAAUUUAGCCAUUUUCCACGCGAGUUCGGUAGCUCUCGCCGAAAAGGAUCUCGAAGCUGUAUCAAAGUACACCAGAGGAAUGUUUCACGAAGAUCACCCAUCUUCGAUGAUUGAAUUUUUCAAAGCAGGCACGAGAACCCUAGCAGAAGAGGUUGAAAAGUGGAUCGAACUCAGUCCAAGGAUUCAUGAAAAAAUGUCCAAGUUAUCCGAAGUUGUCUAUGAAAAAGCAUGCGAAGUUACACAUUUUCGAGAAGAUGAUUUCAACGUCAUCAACCACGGUGAUUUCUGGGUGAACAAUAUGCUGUUCCGCUACGAUGAACGGCAGAAGCUGGCUGAUCAAAUAUUCGUAGACUUUCAAUUUUCCCACUACGGUUCACCGUCAACGGAUAUCCUGUACUUUUUUGGUACCAGCCCGUCCGAAGAAGUUCGAACACACCAUCGUGAAUUCGUUUUGCGCGAAUACCACCGCACGCUAACCGGUACCAUGACUCAGCUGAAGUGCACCACAGAGCCACCGAGCUUCGACGAUCUUCAGGAUGUAUUGAGGAAGCGUGCUUUCUGCGAGGCUAUAGCAACGUUCACUAUAUUGCCGCUUGUUUUGGUCGAUAAAAGCAACGCCAAAAGUUUAGACGAAAUGAUAUCGGUGAAUGGAAAAUAUGAGAAUCCGGCCUAUAAGGGGGAUUCGUAUCAGAAGUUGAUGACUAGACUUCUACCAUUGUUCGACGGCAUGGGAUUGCUGGACGUAAUGCAUUUCGCUCGUGAGGCACCACCUCGCGGUGAUGACUUACAAUCUUUCAUGUUCCUGACUCAAGACUCAAACCUCUAUGACAUUCAGUAUGAUUUUCCUACGGUCAUAUUUGCGCAGCACGAGGAUGGUUACUUAAAGGAGUAUCUGCUAGUGAAUACAAGUUCACCCAGUGCUAAAUUCGAAUAUAAGACGUGGAUUCAAUUGCUCACAUCACGCACCUCCGACAUAUUGUUGAAAGUUCCGCCAUACGUAGAUAAUAGUCAUACAUACGGGUGUAUGCACGCGCCAUGUAGCGAAACAUUGUUUGGGAACGUUAGAAAAACAACUAUCGGAAAAAUAAACAAAGAACGUCUAGUUUCCUGGGCCGGGAAUGAACUUUUCCCCGAGGUACUGAUAACCAGUGAUGCUGUUCUGAUGUGUGAUGAACAGUCUUGUAAUGAUAACUCUCAAUCGCUGCGAAAGAACUUGAAUACAUUCAAACAUUAUCACAAUUUAUUAUGUAUCGCUAUAUCAAUAUUAUUUGAUUUUCUAAUGCAACAUUAUCCGAAUUUAAUGUUUGAAUAUAUUCAAGUUCUUUUGCAGCUUGUCGAGAGUUAUGAUCAAUCACACACUACCGUCAAGUACAUGCCUACUGUUGCCCCCAACCUUAUCCAACUGCAAAUGAUAAUCAUAUCAGGCGUUAGCAUCACUGCUUAUCAAUACGGCAGAUAUGAAAUCAACCCCGGCCCAGAAGCCUCUCUUUUUUAUUCUUCCUUCAGAUCUGAUCGUCCUAAUAAUCAAUUUAUUUCUGUUAUUAAUAUGUCGUUAAAAAAUCAAACUAAUAAUCGGCUUAGCCCGGAUCAGCUUGGCAAUUUACGCAAUAACAUACAAACGGCGCUAAUGUGUGCGUGCAACUUGCAUGGUGUACCAGCGAGACACCAUGCAAAUUACAUCACUGUUACCUACGGAAGAGGGAAGCUCCCGAUGGCGUGGGAGAAACCGGAUUGGCUCGACGCAUGUUGCAUACAAAAUUACCUGCAGCAAUCUGCAGAAAUCGAAUCGCUGGAAGUAACCGGUAUAACCGUUGAACCGGCGGUGGAGGAGGGGGAAAAUUUUUGCAGUGAUAUAUAUCGCGUGGUUGUGGAAUUGUCGUGGGUUGAGCGAGGUCAUAAAGUUGCCGGGAAGAGAUGUUACGUAUUAAAAGUUGCGCCGCAUGAUAAAAUUCGAGAAAAACAGCGAUCUUCAUUGACUAUGAUAAUAUAUUUUGAAGUUCGCUUGCAGAAGUGCUUCUACACGCCCCAGAUGGGCAAUCGUUAUGAAAUUUGGCAGGACGUAGGACUUCCGCAAGCGAAGAAUAUCAUUGCGGCGCCUCCCACUCCCAGUACCAUGUUUUGUCAAACUUUAAGAAAUAUUAUCACAUUCAAUAAAGACCGCUUGGUUAUGGAAACCGGAAUAUUUCAAAGGGAAAUGUCGAUAGUGACGAAUGUUUUGCCGAGGAUAAAUGAAAUGAUGCCUAAAUUAAAUAUCCCGCGAUUCAAUCCGCUCUUUCAUCACGUCCAAUGCGAAAAACCACUUCUUCUGAUGAUGGAAGACUUGAAAGCGAAUGGCUAUGAGACAGCAAAUCGCCAAAUGGGCCUCGACCUGGACCACUCUCUGAUGGUCAUGAAGAAUAUCGCCAUAUUUCACGCCUGUUCUGUGGCGCUUGAUGAGCAGGACCCAAAUGCUGUGACGAAGUACAGGCGGGGGAAAUUUCGUGAUGACGAGACUGUUGAGGUGCGAAAAUAUUACAAGGAAAAUAUUAUAAACCUUGCAGGAACAAUGAAAAAUUGGCACGAGAUAGACCCGCGGAUUCCAGAAAAAAUAUUAAAGCUGUCCGAAUCCGCACAUAAAAAGGGAUGCGAUGGUUACCGUUAUCAACCGGGUGGUUUCAAUGUUCUUAACCAUGGAGACUUAUGGAUAAACAAUAUCAUGUUUCGCUAUGACGAAUAUCACAAGCCUGUCGAUGUUAUGUUCGUGGACUUUCAACUCUGUCAUCAGGCCUCACCGGCUGCAGACAUUCUCCACUUUUUUGCCACGAGUCUGUCGGACGAUGUAGAAUUAAAUUACCGUGAAAAACUCGUUCUCGAGUAUCACGUCUGGUUGACCAGCACGAUGGCAAACCUCGAGUGCAAGACGAAGACACCGAGCUACAACGAGUUGCGUGAUAUACUGGAAAAACAUGCUUUCAUUGAAACGAUUAUAUCUUUCAACUCAUUGCCGAAUUUUAUAAAAGAUAGAAGCCAAAAAAUGAAUCUUGCCAACCUAUUUUCACCAAAAGAUGGGCAGUUUUUCAAUCCAGCCCACCAGGGGACGCGAUAUAAACAGAUUAUGACGAGACGUCUGCCAAUGUAUGACAGUAUGGGGCUUCUGGACUCUAUCAUGGCGUUAAAAAUACCGGAGCUUCUUGUAACGAUUGGCUUCAUGUUGUUCGAGGUACAGAUUAUUUGUGACGAAUUAAAGAAUGUGCCGAUAAAGUGUCAAGUGACAUUGUCGAAAAUGGAAAUUCUAAACUGGUUGAACCCGUCCUUCAUACAAAAAAUACUGCGAAAAACUGAAGAGGAUGACUCAAUCGAAGUAUCUGACGUAAGUGUGAAGCCUGGCACGUCGAAAGGGGAUAAUUAUCUAGGAGAUCUCCUCCGCGUGAAUGUCGAUUUUUGUCGGAGUAAAAAACAUGAGAAAACCGCAGAAACAACAUCCCUGAUUGUAAAAGUGGCUCCCCAAGGUGACUUUCGCGAGGAUUUGGUGACGAGCGGUAAAUUGUACGAGACGGAAAUCUCGAUGCUGUCGAAUACCUUGCCUCGGAUGGAGGAUCCUCACGUUGGAGUCGGUACGAUAUCGUUAGCUCCACGGUAUAUUUAUUCUCAGGUUGAAGUGCCGAUUCACCUGAUAAUGGAGGACUUGAAGCUAAGAGGGUUACAGAUAGCCGAUCGACAUGCGGGUCUUGAUUUGGAGCAUUGCUUGAUCGCGGUCCGGAAGCUUGCUGUUUUUCACGCUCGUUCGGUAGCUCUACGAGAUAAGGAUCCGCAAGCACUAAUAAGAUACGACAGAGGAUUGUGCCACAAAAAUCAGCCAGCAUCGUUAGUUGCAUUUGUCAAUGGAUGUGCAGAGGCUCUGGGCAAACAGGUCGCCAAAUGGCCAGAAUUGAACCCAAGGAUUCACGAAAAGCUUAUGAAAUUAUCACCAGUAUUUUACGAAAAAGGAUCGGAAAGCACUAGAUUUAACCAGGAUGAUUUCAACGUCCUUAAUCAUGGAGAUUUCUGGGUAAACAAUAUGAUGUUCAAAUACGACGAGCGAAAAAAGCCGAUCGAAGCGAUAUUCGUGGACUUCCAAUUCAGCAAACACGGCUCACCGGCUAUAGAUCUGCUCUACUUUUUUGGCACGAGUCCGUCCGACGAUGUCAGAAUUCACCACCGCGAUUUACUCUUGCGAGAGUAUCACGCUUCGCUGACCGCCACCAUGGCUGAACUAAAGUGCAGCACGGAAGCACCAGCCUUCGACAAGCUACAAGAGGCGCUACGAAAACGAGCUUUCUACGAAGUGAUUGCGUCCUUUGUUAUACUGCCGCUUGUCCUGGUCGAAGUGGAAGUACAGAAGGGCUUAGACGAAAUAAUAAAGCCGGAUGGGACGCAUGAGAAUCCGGGAUUCCAGAGUGAAAUAUACCGGAAGGUCAUGACGAGAGUUCUACCAUUGUUCGACAGCAUGGGAUUGUUGGAUGUGUAGCCGUGCAUAAUUAUUACCGUGAAUCUCUUGUAGUUUUUCACAAAAACGAAACAGCAUCAGGAAUGCCGAACUACGUAACAGUAACAGUAAUCAUCCGUAAA